Messenger RNA from Puccinia triticina, 207 nucleotides. RefSeq lists its product as uncharacterized. Gene Ontology annotation, biological process: mitochondrial respiratory chain complex IV assembly. The record is from RefSeq and is a predicted model, not a curated record. The transcript is spliced from 3 exons. Gene Ontology annotation, molecular function: copper chaperone activity; copper ion binding. Bases 1 to 207 code for a protein of 68 amino acids. Gene Ontology annotation, cellular component: mitochondrial intermembrane space. Lineage: Eukaryota; Fungi; Basidiomycota; Pucciniomycetes; Pucciniales; Pucciniaceae.
AUGGAAGCCGCUCAAACUCAGAAAGUCCGAACACCACCCCCAGAGAAACUCAAACCUUGUUGCGCCUGUCCCGAAACGAAGCGAGUCCGAGAUGACUGUUUCCUUCGAUAUGGACCGCCUGAUGAAUCAAAGGAAUCAACAAUAAAAUGCGCUGAAUUGAUUGCCGCUCAUCGUGCUUGUAUGGCCCAGCAUGGUUUCAACAUCUAA